UGUGGGACUAAUUGCUCGUUCUCUCACAAGAGAUGCUUCCAAAAACAAUAGAGGAAAACCCAGGGAAUUGUAUAGUUAUAUCUACCACAAACCAGGGCAUUAAAUGUGGUCACAAUUAAAUAGGGAUCUGAGAUCUGCAGAGAGAAUAGUGAAGACGAAGAUGCCAAGUACUGAUGGCUUGGCUGAGAAGUCUUUCAGAAUCAAGGAGGACGGAGGGUUCUUCUCGAGGCUUGUGGCGAAGGAAGCUUCCAUGGCUAACUCGUCUUCGAGGGUACUGUACUACGGAGAAGCUUCAGUCGGAGUUCCUUUCAGGUGGGAAUCAAAACCAGGAACUCCGAAGCAUCCUCUGAGCGAGACCUCUCUUCCUCCAUUAACACCCCCACCUUCCUAUACCUCCAAGUCCAAGCCAAACCCUAGAAAUCCAAACAAGAAGACUACCCGCAGUAUCAUCUCAGGCAUUUCGAGGGCACUACUCGCAGGCUCUGGAAAGGUUCACGUGUCUCCUUCUUCGUCUUACUGGUCGUCGUCGUCAUCGUCGCUUUCGCUGGGAUAUUCAUCUCCUUCUUCAUUCUCUGUGAGGUCAGCGACAUCAAAACUGGGCUCUGCUUUCAGGUACAAAAAUAGAAGAUCAGGUGGAUUUAGAAGCUGCGCUCCUAAUUUAGGGAAUGCAAAGAGUUUGUUUCUGAAAAUGGUGGGGGCAUGAUGAUGGAGCUAGUGAAAUUUUCUACGUCCUGGUUUGCUUAUUGUAGAGGUCUCUUGAGUUGUUGAUGAGUGCACUUGAAAAAAGUGUGUGUGUGGGGGAUCAUAGCUCAUGAUCAAUAUUAACAAUGUAUAUGCAAGAAUCCAAUUCCCCCAUUAUCAUGUGUCAUUGAAGAAACUGUUAUUAUUUUAGAAUCACGAGUCAUUUGAAUUUUCAAUAACCAAGUUUUUCGAUA
Molecule: messenger RNA, 935 nt
Organism: Prosopis cineraria
Lineage: Eukaryota; Viridiplantae; Streptophyta; Magnoliopsida; Fabales; Fabaceae
Exons: 2
Coding region: 104-703 (199 amino acids)
Source: RefSeq, a predicted model, not a curated record